Pocillopora meandrina is the source of this 1215-nucleotide messenger RNA. The record is from the annotation of a GenBank genome assembly. Lineage: Eukaryota; Metazoa; Cnidaria; Anthozoa; Scleractinia; Pocilloporidae.
AUGAGUAAUAACCUCACUCUAUUCCACUCCGACGCAGAAAACUCGGAAGAAGAUAUUUUUGGCCGCUCGCAACUGCAAGUAUGGUUCGAAGUGUCCCUAGGGGUAUUAAUGUGCCUAGUGGCUGUUACAGGAAACAUUUUGGUGGUGAUUGCCAUCCACUAUGAUCAAAGGCUCAACACAAUUACCAAUAUACUGGUCGAAAACUUGGCUUUUACCGACAUCUUCAUGGCAGCCCUGCACAUGCCCUUUUGGAUUAUCAGUCUCCGCAAUGGACGCUGGAUAUUCGGUCACGCUCUUUGCCAGCUUGUGGGACUGACACAGUUGAUAUUUGGAAUCGCGUCGCUGUUUACCAUGACAGGCAUCGCUUUUAACCGUUACUUCAACAUAGUUAGGCGGAACCUUUAUAUAAAGUACUUUUCUACGAAAAAAAUCACCUACAUCAUUAUUUUUCUUACGUGGCUGGGCCCCAUUAUCGCCACAACACCACAGCUGUACGGAUGGGGAAAGAUUGACUAUCACGCUUUGUUCGCCGACUGCACGUGUGUUUGGAACCUACCCGAUGUUUCUUUUAUCAUAACCCUUUGCGUUAUGACCAUUUUCUUGGCAGCUGCGGUCAUAACGUGGUGUUAUUACACCAUCUACAAAACAGUAAAAGCAAGUGGGGAGAGAAUGCAGGGACACGCAGCCAAGAGUAACAUGAAAAGCGACCUUGCCCACAAAUCUGGUGAGAAAACGGAGAAUAAAGUCCUCAAGACUUCAUUUGUGGUGGUUUGUGUUUACAUGACCUGUUGGACGCCUCUCUCCGUCAUGGGUUUCAUUGAAGUGUUUGGAGGGGAGAGUCCACGAUGGGCCCACUUAUUUGCCUACUACUUCGUGUUCUGCAGUAGCCUCACGAAUCCCUUCAUAUACGGCGUCAUGAACCCGCAGUUCCAACGAACCUUCAAAAAGAUGUUUCGUAUACGCGAGAACGAUGUGCAGCCCAUCUCGAGCCGCACAGUUUUCAAAGAAACAAAGAAUACCAUGUUAGGCAGUAAGGUGGUUUUAGUAGAUGAUAUGCCAAGCACGUCCAUAACUUUAGUACCUUUGUUUCGUGAUCAAAAUCACAAUGCAAGUGACACAGGUGUGUUUGUGAACGUUGUAGCUGAAGCUGAAGAACAGUCUGAUGUGCCUGGAAAGUCAUUUAUAAGGAAAAAUGGCCAGGCUUGGCAAAAAUGA